AUGGCCGGGGACGAAGCUUCACCAAGUCGACCCUCUUCAUCCGCUUCUUCGGAGCUACCGUCGUUGGACGAUCUGAUACGAGAACAAGUCAUAUUUAGUCAGAUCAAGAAGCAGCAGCAACAGCAACGGCAACCCAAUGGCGGUGAUGACUGCAUCAACCGACCCACCAGAGAGAGCAGUAGCAGCGGCAGCGACGUCAUAAUCAUCAGCGAAAGCGACUUUGCCAACAACAACAACAACAACUUUGCCAGCAGCAGUAGCAGCAGCAACAGCAUGGAUAGCAGCAGUAGAAGAAGCAGUUCCAUGACUGGCCAAAGCAUGAGUGGAAGUGUCAGCAACGACAUCAAUAGCAGCAGCAGCAAUAGCGGCGAUACGAUGGACAUGGACAUGGACAUGAGCGUCAACACCGACCAAGACGAUGGUGAUAGCAACACCGACGACAACUCCCCCAUCCCGCCCCUCACCAGCAUCUCCGCCGCCGUCUUCGUCCCCAUCCCAGACUCCAACAAGCUCCUCCAGCCCCUCAACCUCGACGCCAACUCCCCAGCCUACCACCGCGCCGCCCUCGACCUCGUCACCAGCCACGAGUCCUCCGUGCGCAACAACCUCAACGCGCUCUUCCACCGCGAAAUGUUCCGCGUCCGCGCCGACAUCGCCGCCGAGGUUGAAAAGAACAACAUGCCGCCCUUUGACUACGCCGCCGCCCGCGCUCACGUGCGCGCCCGCGACGAGGACCUUUUGCGCCGCGACUGCGACGCCAUGAUUGCAAACAUGCGCGCCCCGGAUGUGUCCAAUCUCAAGUACGGCGUGACAAACAUCCCCGUGCCCAACAUGAGCGUGGCCGUGACGUAUGCGCCCGUCGGGUCACCGCGCGAAUUCGCCGCGGCGGAGGUCAUGAAGGUGAUUGCCGCGGCGGCGGGCGACUUGGUUGGUUUUGAUAGACAUGUGCGCAGCAGAAGAACAGCCAUCAAGAAGCAGAUUCAGGAUGCGGAGGCGGGGGCGGGGGCGGGGGCGGGAGCAGAGGCAGGGGCAGGGAGGAUGGACAUCGACUAG
This is a messenger RNA of Trichoderma atroviride IMI 206040, 1053 nucleotides long. RefSeq lists its product as uncharacterized. The record is from RefSeq and is a predicted model, not a curated record. NCBI's taxonomy places the organism in Eukaryota, Fungi, Ascomycota, Sordariomycetes, Hypocreales, Hypocreaceae.